This is a messenger RNA of Durusdinium trenchii, 188 nucleotides long. The record is from the annotation of a GenBank genome assembly. Lineage: Eukaryota; Dinophyceae; Suessiales; Symbiodiniaceae.
GAAAUCAAGUGCUGAUCGCCCACCUGCCUUCCUUGAGCGGCCAAGUGAACCGGAUCCGCUGCGGGCAGCUGGGCCGGCAACCUGUGGUGGCAGCUGUGGAUGCCGCGGGCGGCGUUUUAGUGGCGCCAUCGUUGGUGAAUGCCAAGCUGCCACCCAUCAAACUGCUGAAUCCGGGGGUGGGAGAGCAG